This is a messenger RNA of Gallus gallus (chicken), 2085 nucleotides long. It is a transcript of the gene HABP2, whose product is annotated as hyaluronan binding protein 2. Gene Ontology annotation, biological process: proteolysis. NCBI's taxonomy places the organism in Eukaryota, Metazoa, Chordata, Aves, Galliformes, Phasianidae. The record is from RefSeq and is marked validated. Gene Ontology annotation, molecular function: calcium ion binding; serine-type endopeptidase activity.
AUCUGAAAAAAUGUAGACAACAAGAAAAAGCAAAUUUCAGUUCAAAUAGAGCAGCAUGAGGAGCGUUAACGGUGCUUUGUCCCUUCGGGUUCUCUCACUGAUCCUUUUCCUAGGGAACACAUAUGUGUCCCCUUCCUGGUCCUCCCUGGCCAACCUGGUGAAUGAUGAGGCUGAUGACUAUGAGUACGAGUACUAUGAUGAAUACGUGCAAGUGGAAGAGAAACUCUCCCAAGAGAUUCUGCUCUUGGGGGAACCUGACUGGGUCGACCCAUCCCCUCUCUACAGAAGAAUCCAGCAAGAAGAUCUGUGCUCCUCCAACCCCUGCAAGAACAACGGCUGGUGUGAGAUGAGAGGAAGCAAUUUCACCUGCCUCUGCCCCAGGCCCUAUACCGGGGACACCUGUGGGGAAGUGGAGGACACGUGUGUGGACCACAACUGUGUCAGAGGAGACUGCGUCGUUACGUUAACCAAACCUUACUAUCAGUGCAGCUGUAGCCAUCCCUACAAGUUACCAGACUGCCAGCAAGCUUCUUCACAGUGCCGGCCAAACCCAUGCAAAAAUGGAGGAAUCUGUGUGCGGCACAGAAUCAGAUCAAAAUUCACCUGCAAGUGCCCUGAACGUUACCGAGGGAGGUUUUGUGAGAUUGAACCGGAUGAUUGUUAUGAAGAGGACUCCUUUUAUUACAGAGGAAGAGUGAACCAAGCACAGAGUGGCAGGACUUGCCUGCACUGGAAUUCCCACUUGCUCUUGCGCUUCUCUAUUAAUGCAUUUAUGGAGGAUGCUGAGUCUUAUGGGAUUGGGGAACAUAACUUCUGCAGAAAUCCUGAUGAGGAUCAAAAGCCCUGGUGUUUCAUCAGAAACAAUGGCAAAGUGCAAUGGGACUUCUGUGAUGUUUCACCGUGCUCUGGAACAGAUGAGGAGAGACAAGAGCAAGAAGAUGAAAUGUUCAAAACCUGUGGACAACCAGAAAGUCAAAGGGGACUCAGGAGAAUCUAUGGUGGAACUAAGACUACAGCUGGCAAGCACCCCUGGAUGGUAUCUCUGCAGAGAAAGUCUUCUAGAAGAGUAACACACUUCUGUGGUGGAGUGCUAAUUAAAUCAUGCUGGGUUCUUACUGCUGCACACUGCGUCGAACACGGAGCAGAAAAUCUCCAAGUGGCCCUGGGAAAGCAAAACCUCAAGAGGAGAGAGCAUCAAGAGCAAAUAUUUGAUGUGGAGAAGGUCAUCGUGCAUCACAGAUACAGACUGGGUGAUGAUGAUGUCCCAUACAAUGAUAUUGCAUUACUUAAGUUGAAGCCGAUUGAUGGUCAGUGUGCCAUAGAAACCAAGUAUGUGAAAACAGCAUGUCUGCCAGAUUUUGAAUUUCCUGUUGGGACUGACUGCUUCAUUUCAGGAUGGGGCGAGACGGAGACAGGUGACAUGUCCCUUCAGCUGUUAGAUACCAGUGUCAAGCUGAUUUCGCAGAAGCAGUGCAAUGCACCUAGAGUAUAUGAUCAGAGGCUGGAUGAAAGCAUGUUUUGUGCAGGAAAUCUUCGGAGAGGUAGAACUGAUUCUUGUCAGGGAGACUCUGGAGGUCCUUUAACUUGCGUUGAAAAUGGUUUAUAUUAUGUAUAUGGCAAUGUGAGCUGGGGUGAUCAGUGUGGUUUAAAAAACAAGCCAGGAGUUUAUACCCAGGUGACAUCAUUUCUUCGUUGGAUUAAAUACAAAAUUCAAACUGAGUCAUUAUCGGAUCAAUAGGUGACAGCUUUCGUAUGGUGAAGGAAUUUCCGAAGCAUCAGGAUUAACUGUGACCUGCUGUGAUCCUUCUGGCCCCACUUGGUCCUGUAAGAUCAAACACAACUACAUCAUAAAGCUAGCUGAAAGCAGAAGGCUAAGCUCUUAUCCUAUAAAUAUAUUUACUAAUUAAAAAUUACCUCAACUGGAAACAACUGGACAAAGUCUGAAUUACUGCUCUGUCGUGCUCUGCCAUGGAAAAGUGUGAGUAGCUGACCCACUCGUGUCAGUUAGAUGAUACAUAUAUCCAAGGACAGAAUGUGCUCAGUGACUAAUUUCUAAUAAUUUGAGCAUUAAAUAAUGAACACAUU